Sesamum indicum (sesame) is the source of this 2428-nucleotide messenger RNA. RefSeq names its product transmembrane 9 superfamily member 11. Gene Ontology annotation, cellular component: membrane. Lineage: Eukaryota; Viridiplantae; Streptophyta; Magnoliopsida; Lamiales; Pedaliaceae. Gene Ontology annotation, biological process: protein localization to membrane. The record is from RefSeq and is a predicted model, not a curated record.
UACUAUAAGUGCUGAGUCGCGCCUCCCAAUCUCCUGCUCAUCUCAUCUCUCUCUCUCUCUCUCUCUCUCUCUCAGUUUCCGCAUCAACACGUUCUGUGCCGCUGCUGAUGUCCCAUUCUCGCAGGGUCUUUAAUCCUGAUUCUACUUGAACGUCAGAUCUGCUGUGGUAACAGUAAAGAUGGAUUCUUUUCACAAAUUGAAGAUCUGGGCCUUGCUUGUUUUCUUGGCGAUUUUUCAACUUGGGCAUGGGUUUUAUCUCCCUGGUAGUUACCCUCACAAAUAUGCAGUGGGUGAUUACUUGAAUGUGAAGGUGAAUUCUCUGACCUCAAUCGACACUGAGAUGCCCUUUAGCUAUUAUAGUCUGCCGUUCUGUCAGCCAAAAGAGGGUAUUAAGGACAGUGCCGAAAAUCUGGGUGAGCUCCUUAUGGGUGAUAGGAUUGAGAAUUCCCCCUAUAGGUUCAAGAUGUACACGAACGAGACUGAGGUUUUUCUGUGCCAAACUAAGCCUUUGUCAGGUGAGGAGUUUAAGCUUUUGAAGAAGAGGAUUGAUGAGAUGUAUCAGGUGAAUGUGAUACUGGAUAACUUGCCUGCGAUCCGGUAUACUAAGAAAGAUGGGUUUAUGAUGAGGUGGACGGGUUACCCUGUCGGUGUUAAGGUGCAGAAUGGUUAUUAUAUAUUUAAUCACUUGAAGUUUACAGUUCUUGUUCAUAAGUACGAGGAGACGAACGUGGCUCGUGUCAUGGGUACCGGGGAUGCUGCUGAAGUAAUUCCUACUGUUGGAAGUGCAGGGUCAGAUGCACCUGGAUACAUGGUUGUGGGGUUUGAGGUAGUGCCUUGUAGCUUCCAGCACAAUGCGGACUCUGUAAAGAAAUUGAAUAUGUACGAUAAGUACCCGGCUCGGAUUAACUGUGAUCCAGGCACAGUGGCGAUGGCUAUUAAGGAGAAUGAGCCAUUGACUUUCUCAUAUGAGGUCUCCUUUGUGGAGAGGGACAUCAAAUGGCCAUCGAGGUGGGAUGCAUAUUUGAAGAUGGAGGGAGCAAAAGUACACUGGUUUUCAAUUUUGAAUUCUCUUAUGGUGAUCACUUUCUUGGCUGGAAUAGUGCUUGUGAUCUUUUUGAGGACUGUCAGGCGGGAUCUUACUCGGUAUGAGGAGCUUGACAAGGAAGCUCAAGCCCAGAUGAACGAGGAGUUGUCGGGAUGGAAACUCGUUGUGGGUGAUGUUUUCCGUGCUCCUACUAAUCCAGCACUCUUGUGCGUAAUGGUUGGAGAUGGAGUUCAGAUUCUCGGGAUGGCUCUUGUGACAAUUCUAUUUGCUGCCCUUGGAUUUAUGUCACCAGCAUCCCGUGGAACUCUGGUAACAGGUAUGCUGUUUUUCUACAUGAUUCUUGGAAUUGCAGCUGGAUAUGUUGCUGUUCGGUUGUGGAGGACUAUCUUCUGUGGGAAUCACAAGGGAUGGGUUGGAGUCUCAUGGAAAGUGGCUUGCUUCUUCCCUGGUAUAGCCUUUGUAAUUCUCACCACUUUGAAUUUCUUAUUGUGGGGUAGUCACAGCACGGGAGCUAUUCCCUUUUCAUUGUUUGUCGUUCUCAUUUUGCUGUGGUUCUGCAUCUCCGUUCCCCUCACCCUUGUUGGUGGUUACUUUGGUGCAAAGGCACCUCAUAUCGAAUAUCCUGUUCGAACUAAUCAAAUUCCACGAGAAAUUCCACCUCAAAAGUACCCGUCUUGGCUUCUGGUUCUUGGGGCCGGUACCCUUCCCUUUGGGACUCUCUUUAUUGAGCUCUUCUUUAUCAUGUCCAGUCUCUGGAUGGGUCGUGUAUACUACGUCUUUGGGUUCCUCUUAAUCGUUCUGCUGCUUUUGGUGGUCGUUUGUGCUGAGGUAUCCCUUGUUCUCACUUACAUGCACCUCUGCGUGGAGGACUGGAGAUGGUGGUGGAAAUCUUUCUUUGCUUCUGGUUCUGUUGCCAUAUACAUCUUCCUGUACUCCGUCAAUUAUCUAAUAUUCGAUCUCAAGAGUUUGAGCGGCCCUGUCUCUGCAACCCUCUACCUUGGUUACUCCCUCUUCAUGGUUCUAGCAAUUAUGCUCGCCACUGGUACGGUUGGGUUCCUUUCAUCAUUCUGGUUCGUGCAUUACCUGUUUUCAUCCGUGAAGCUAGACUAAAACAACUCUGGCCUUCAAAAGCCAAAUGCAGCAGAGAAUGGUAACAAGCAUUGGGCGACUAGGAAGCAACUCUUGAAAUUUGCUCUUAGUUUCUUGUUUUGGAUGUCCUCUUCCUAGAGAAUUUAGAUCCCACAAAAAUAACCCUAUGAAGUUCUGCAAUUCUUUGUUAGUCUUAUAAGUGGCAGAAUGUUUGCUGGACAAGAUGUAGUUAUGAGAGUUUACUGUGCACCAUUGGGCGUUAAUAUCAUGAACUAGUCUGCAUUCUGUUGUUUA